This is a messenger RNA of Phyllostomus discolor (pale spear-nosed bat), 2217 nucleotides long. RefSeq names its product Fc fragment of IgE receptor II (gene FCER2). NCBI's taxonomy places the organism in Eukaryota, Metazoa, Chordata, Mammalia, Chiroptera, Phyllostomidae. The record is from RefSeq and is a predicted model, not a curated record. The transcript is spliced from 11 exons. Gene Ontology annotation, molecular function: signaling receptor activity. The coding region runs from base 392 to 1465 and encodes 357 amino acids.
CCCCUGAGACGUGCAGACAAUAAUAGCUCGGACUUCACCGGGCUGCGGACGCGAGAGGUGAGGCCAUGCGUGAACUCGCUUCCCUGGGGCGAGUCCUGUGCAGACAGCAGCUGGCUCUGCCCUCAGCACAGAAGGCACACCUCGGGUCGGCCUCUGUGGCCAGGACAGCGGCACACACGGAGCUCACGUGAGUGAGUGUGAAUGUGCGGUGCCUGCCACGUGCACGGACGUGUCUGUGUGGGAGUGCCGAGAGUGUGCGCCUGGGCGCUGAGAUCUGGCCUUCCUGCUCGUGAGACACAGACCCCAGCCGGACCUGUAACAGUGCCACCUCGGGGACUGCCUGGGCAGGUGGUGAGCACCCCAUCCCUGGGAGGAUCCAAUCAGGGCUGCCAUGGAAGAAAGCCCCUAUUCAGACGUCCUGGAUCUGCACAGACAGCGGCGGCGGUGCUGCCGGCCGGGGGUGCUGACUGCACUGCUGGGGCUGGUGACGACUGCACUGUGGGCCGGGCUGCUGACUCUGCUUCUCCUGUGGCGCUGGGACACUGUACAGGAUCUGAAACAGCUGGAAGACACUGCAGCCCUGAACAUCUCUCAGGUUUCCAAGGACUUGGAAAGACAUAAGGGUGACCAGAUGGCCCAGAGAUCCCAGGAGGCUCAGGCGCUGCGGACGGUGGAGGAAAUCCAAGCAGAACAGAGGAGAAUGAAAACCCAGGACUCUGAACUGUUCCGGGACCUGGAUGGACUCCGAGAGGAUCUGACCAACCUCAAGUCCCAGGGCUUGAACGAGAGACGUGCAGCUUUGACCUCACUGGAAAGGCUCCAGGAGGAGGUGUCCAAGCUGUGGGUGGAGCUUCGCGUGUCCAACGCCCGGACCCCAAAAGUGACUCCAGGAGAGAUGCUGCCACCCACUCUGCUCACUGUACCCUUGGUGCCCACCAUGAUGUCCACCACUGGGCCCACCACAGCACCAGCCACAGUGCCCGCCCGGGUGUCCACCACAGCCCCAGCCACGGCGCCUGCUCUGGUGUCCGCCACAGCUGUCCUCCUGAGCCUCUCCUCCACCCCAGGCUCCAUGUGUAACACGUGCCCUGAGGAGUGGGUCAGUUUCCAACGGAAGUGCUACUACUUCGGGGAGGGUGCCAAGAGGUGGAUCCAGGCACGGUUCGCCUGCAGCAAACUCCACGGGCGGCUGGUCAGCAUCCACAACCAGGAGGAGCAGGACUUCCUGGCCAAAUAUGUCAACAAGAAGGGCUCCUGGAUCGGCCUUCGAGAUCUGGACAUAGAGGGGGAAUUUGUCUGGAUGGACGGGAGCCCCCUGGAGUAUAGCAACUGGCGGCCAGGGGAGCCCAACAACGGGGGCGAGGGCGAGGACUGCGUGAUGAUGUUGGGCCUCGGUCAGUGGAACGACGCCUUUUGCAACAGUUAUCUGGAGGGCUGGAUGUGUGACCGGUUGGCCACGUGCUGACUGCCCGCCUCCCACUCGGUCCCCCAGAUGUGGACCCCGACAGUCCCCUGCCUGCCCUCCACGUGUGCUCCACUUCGUGAUCCCCCACCUCAAUUAUGGGAACAGCCAGGCCCAGAGUGGAGCGCUGCGGCCCCAGCCAAGGCCAGGUGCCUCUUUCAUGGCCAAAGGGUCCCAGUGACAUUUUCUCCUUGCCUGAAGGGGGGCAGCUGACCCACCCCCGAUUCCUGCCAACUCCCCAAAGGGCCUGUCCCCUGCCCCUCAGCCCAAGUGGCUGUCGCCACCUCCCUGUCUUCAGAUGUUCAGAGCUCCCCCCUCAGGAACCCCUGUGGCCAGCCUGGAGGCUGGGAGCUCCCACCACAGGCAACCCUCUGGGCAGCCCAGCUUUGCAGGGGGCAGCGGAGGCCCCUGUGUGCCCCCUCCGUCACCCCACCUCGCCUGCCCCUGCAGGGGUCAGGAGCAGAGCCCACCUUCAUCCUCCCUAGAUGUAGCCCCUCCCUGCCCUGGCCCCACAGCUCCAAGAGGGCCCUGCCUGCAUUGUACAUGCCCUCCUGAGGGGCCUCCCUAGCUUCGGCCUCCAGGUGCAGAAGGUGGGAGCUGGGAACUCCAGCACCUGGUGUCUGAGGCCACCUCUGUGCACUGAGAACAGCUGAGGUGGCAUUUGGACCUGCCCACCCCUUCUCCCUGCUGUGUUACAAGAAGCAUGCCCUAGGCAGGGCGGGAGGUGAGGGCUCUGGGCCCCAGUGGAGCACCAG